Molecule: messenger RNA, 2683 nt
Organism: Daphnia pulex (common water flea)
Lineage: Eukaryota; Metazoa; Arthropoda; Branchiopoda; Diplostraca; Daphniidae
Product: TRAF-type zinc finger domain-containing protein 1-like
Exons: 10
Coding region: 240-2423 (727 amino acids)
Molecular function (GO): zinc ion binding
Source: RefSeq, a predicted model, not a curated record
CUGAAACUCUCUCUCUACCCUCAAAACACGUAAUUGCGUCGACUCCAAUUGCCGACAGCCGACCCGAAUUCAAACAGUAACCUACUAGGAAUAGAUUAAAUUGUUGACUCACCGCAUUGUUGGCAGAGACGCUUGGAUUCAUACCAUUUGUCAUAGAAUAUUUGGGCGAAACAUAUGGUCGAAGUUGAUUCGUUUUGCCUAAUAUUGAUCAACUUAUCAAACGUUUUGCAGUUUUCAAGAUGAGUGAUGAAACUUCGUUCUGUAAAAAUUGUAAACGAUCGGUCCCAACCACCUCUUUUACUCUUCAUUCCACUCACUGUGAAAGAUUUAUACAGAUAUGUAGUAAAUGUCAGGAGCCUUUUCCUAAAUCACAGCUUGAAGAACAUGAAAAUGAAGUACAUAAAGAAAUAAAUUGCAAGGAUUGCAAUCAGAAAUUAGAAAUGAAGGAUCAAAUUGAUCAUUUGGCAAAUUGUUGUCCUAAGAGACUGAUUUCUUGUGAGUUCUGUGAAGUACAAUGCAUUGCUAGUAAUAUAACAGACCAUGAACUUGCUUGUGGCAGCCGAACUGAGAUGUGUGAUAUUUGCAAAAAUCAUGUUCUUGUUCGAAUGUUAAAGAUUCAUGAAGAAUUGCAAAAGAUCCCCACUGCUUCAAGUACUUUUCAAGGUCCAAGUAAUAUUCUUGAUGUGUCAAAGGAAAAAGUAUCAAAUGUGGAGGACAAAAAUGUCAACAUUCCCAAAUAUCGCAAUGUGGUAUGUCAAAAUAUUCUUCAAGCCUCUGCUCCCUUGCCCGCCACUCAGCAUAUUUCCAAAACAAAAAAUUUUGAGAAACCUCCUUCGAAGCUCAUGGAGGACGAGGAUAAGCACUCACUUCUUCCUUGUGAAUUUUGCGGAGCUCCAUGUACUAUUGAGUCCUUAGAAAAGCAUCAAAUGCUAUGCGGUUCAAAUUUAGAAGCUUGUCCUCGUUGCCAAAAACAUUUCGCUUUCGGACAGCUGAGUACUCAUGUCUGUUCACAGUCAUUAAACCAAAGAGAACCUCAAUUUGAAGAAGAGCAUUAUUGGUCGCGGUACGUAGCUCCGGCUGUGAAGGAAGGCAUAGUUGACGAGGAAGACAGUAUUCCGUGUGGAAAUUGUGGUUCUCUCUUCCCAAUUUCAUGUUUGGAACUUCAUGAGAUCGCUUGCAAAUUCUCGGACGUCUCAACAACCAAUACUGUACCAGAUACUCACGAAAAUGAAUCGCAAACACAGCUUCCAGCAACCCUUAGCUCUACUGUAGAAGACGAUUAUUGGUCACAGUACGCGAAUGUAGCUCCUACUAUCGAAAACAGCAUGACUGCUGAAGAAGAAACUCAUAUUCCUUGCGAGAUUUGCGGAAUUCCUUUUCCCCUGUCGUCAUUGGAGCUUCACGAGAUUUCUUGCAAAUUUGCAAGCGUGUCGACUCGGAAAGAAAUUUUGACCAGCGGAACUGGAAUAACAGUUGCUCAAACGAAACCAAACAUUCAGCACAAUCAGCCGGAUAAUGAGAUUACGUUUCUACCGUGUUCUUUCUGCAACAUCGUCAUUUCUUCCAGCAUUUUAGAGAUGCAUGAGGCUAGAUGCAGCAAUUUUUCUCAGCAACAGACAACAAUUCGUUCUCAAGUAGCGAAACCUUUGUCAAAGAAAACUGAAAUUAAGAACACGCGUCCAGAAAGCAGCAGCCAACGUGCCUUACGUGAAAACGCACUAUUAGCUACAGAAAAUCGGUUACCGAAUACCCCCAAAAUCCAACAGUCUCAGUACAGAGUUGUCCAACUUCCAGAUGGGAGCCAGGUCCUUAAAAAACGGAAUAUUGAUAGCGAUGAUCUAGAUGUCGGUCAUGUUUUAGGUCGCAAACAACAGCAAGAAUUCGACGGUGGUUUCUUUAUUGAUCCAAAGUGUGUCAAUCCAAAUCUAAUCAAUAAUUCGACAGGAAAUCAUUUUAACGCGGAGUCUAAUGGAAUCAACAAAGAAAUGAAGAAAAGCUUGUUUCAAGAAAGCAGCCAUCUUGGAAGCUAUUCAGUGAAGGCGAAACGCGCUUACAACAAUUAUAUGUCUGCGGAUGUUCAAAAACGGAAUUCUCCCGAAAAAAGCAAUGUUGCCAUGAAACCAUCGUCAAGUCAUAGCAACGAGAUGCGCAUAUCCAAAAAGCCCAAUGCCGCGUUCAAAAAUUAUGCUUACCAACCCGAUGCGGGGAACAAACUUGGACGCGAAGAUAAUUCAGCCAACGAAAGGAAACAAAUGCAGAAUGGAACGAAUUCGACAUCUGUCUUUCGUUCAGGAAAUGCUUCGGUAAAAGGACAACCGAAUGCAAGAGUCAGCGAAGUAAACCCCGAGUUACAACAGCAGGAAGCGCGGGAUCGAAUCAACGCUGGUUUACUAGGAGCUCGACCCAAGCGUCCUCAGCAUUGACUUAAAGUGUUGAACCCUGUUUUAUUACAUUAAAUAGCCCGGUAUUUUCUUCCCUUCUAAUCAACUUGUACCGCAUCCAAGAAGCAAAAAAAAAACCAACCUUUUAUUAACGUCAUGGGGUAUAACCAAGAAGAUAAAAAGUUUUUGGUAAUAACUCCUUUGUGCGAAAUUCGGUGGUGGUGAAGAACUAAUCGACAAUUGAGUUUCCGUUGUAUUGUCUUAAUUUCCCCUCUAAUAAAUUGGCUACGUUUUGCUCCAAA